Scheffersomyces coipomensis is the source of this 327-nucleotide messenger RNA. RefSeq lists its product as uncharacterized. Bases 1 to 327 code for a protein of 108 amino acids. Lineage: Eukaryota; Fungi; Ascomycota; Pichiomycetes; Serinales; Debaryomycetaceae. The transcript has a single exon. The record is from RefSeq and is a predicted model, not a curated record.
AUGUCCACUAUACCAAGAACAACUAAAGAGGAAAGCGAUGAAGGGGAAUUGAGAGAUGUAAGUGACUAUCUUGAAGAGAUGAACCGUAAGCUUAGAUGGAUGAAAGAUGAAGCACAAUUAAAAGCUGAUACUCAAAGAGGUAAAUUUCAAUUAAGAGGUAAUGAAUUUAAAGAUGAAUUAAAUUUCAUUUAUGUUUGUGCUUGGGUAUUGUUAAUCUUUAUCUUAGUUGUUGAUUAUCAUUCGUUGAGAAUUCUUAUCAAGACUAAAAUCCUUAACCAUACCCUUUCAGAAGUAAUUGGGGUUGUAUAUGGGGAAUGUCAAUAUUAA